AUGGUCAACUCCUGUAGUGGAUCCGUGUGCUCUGACCAGGGCUGUGGCCAAGGCUGUGGCCAGGAGACCUGCUGCCGCCCCAGCUGCUGCCAGACCACCUGCUGUGGGACCACAUGCUGCCGCCCCUCUUGCUGUGGCUCCAGCUGCUGUCGCCCCAUCUGUUGCCAGACCACCUGCUGCCGCCCCAGCUGCUGUGGCUCCUGUUGCUGCCGCCCCAGCUGCUGUGGCUCCAGCUGCUGCCGCCCCAUCUGCUGCCAGACCACCUGCUGCCGCCCUAGCUGCUGUGGCUCCUGUUGCUGCCGCCCUAGCUGCUGUGGCUCCUGUUGCUGCCGCCCCAUUUGUUGCCAGACCACCUGCUGCCGCCCCAGCUGCUGUGGCUCCUGUUGCUGCCGCCCCAGCUGCUGUGGCUCCUGUUGCUGCCGCCCCAGCUGCUGCGGCUCCUGUUGCUGCCGCCCCAUUUGCUGCCAGACCACCUGCUGCCGCCCCAGCUGCUGUGGCUCCUGUUGCUGCCGCCCCAGCUGCUGUGGCUCCUGUUGCUGCCGCCCCAUUUGCUGCCAGACCACCUGCUGCCGCCCAGUCUGCUCUAGUGGUUCCUGCUGCUGA
Molecule: messenger RNA, 603 nt
Organism: Molossus molossus (Pallas's mastiff bat)
Lineage: Eukaryota; Metazoa; Chordata; Mammalia; Chiroptera; Molossidae
Product: keratin-associated protein 4-3-like
Exons: 1
Coding region: 1-603 (200 amino acids)
Cellular component (GO): keratin filament
Source: RefSeq, a predicted model, not a curated record